Capsicum annuum is the source of this 2248-nucleotide messenger RNA. RefSeq names its product serine/threonine-protein kinase Nek7-like. Lineage: Eukaryota; Viridiplantae; Streptophyta; Magnoliopsida; Solanales; Solanaceae. The record is from RefSeq and is a predicted model, not a curated record. Gene Ontology annotation, molecular function: protein tyrosine kinase activity; ATP binding. Gene Ontology annotation, biological process: protein phosphorylation. The transcript is spliced from 11 exons. The coding region runs from base 1 to 1989 and encodes 662 amino acids.
AUGUCGUUGUUAGAUGUGUCUUUAAGACUUACAGGUAAAGUUGGAAGAAAAUGGAUUGGAGUCAACAUUAAUCAAGUCAAAGAAAUUCCACUUUGUCGUCGAACAAAUAUUCGAUUUCUGGCUUUUGUGAUGAACAUUGCAAAAUCAACUGUCUUUCAGCGUGUGAAAGAUGGAACUCUUCGGCCACAUUCUAAUUCCAUUAAGCCUCAGUUAACCGAAGGAAAGAAAAAGUGGUUUUUUUUGUCCAAAAAAGUUGAAAGGUACUACCUGCUUCCUGGAGAGCAUGAGCCAGAUCUUUAUCGUUCUUACAAAAGUAAAAAUAUUAUUCCAAAGGUUAAGUUUAUGGCUGCUAUAGUACGUCCUCGAUUUGAUGAAAAUGGAAUUGAGUUGUUUUCUGGAAAAAUAGGUAUUUUUUCGUUUGUAGUUAAGGAACCAGCUAAGCGGAAUAGCAAAAUAGAACAGCAGGAACUAUGGAAACAAAGCCCAUUCAGUCAGGAGGAGGUCAUGAGGAAGUCUAGAGGAGCACUUUUCCCGGAAGACAAACUUUGCAAAUGGCUGACUCAUCUAUUGUUAGCUUUGGAGCAUCUGCAUUCCAGCCGCGUUCAUCAUAGAGACCUCAGGUUAUGUAACAUAUUCAUCAGAAAGGACAACGACAUCAGGUUAGGUGAUUUUCGAAUAGGAAAAUUGCUAGAUGCAGAAGGCCUUGCUUCCUCGGUAUCUGGCACACCAAACGACAUGUGCCCUGAGCUCCUUGCCGGCAUACCCUAUGGCUAUAAAUCUGAUAUAUGGUCGCUUGGAUACUAUAUGUUUGACAUUGCUGCACAUCGACCCCCGUUUAAAGCUUCUGACAAAACUGGACUUAUAAACAAACUAAACCGGGGUUUGUUCUCACCACUUCCGAUUAUGUACUCCUCCACCUUGAAACAGAAAAUAAAAAGCAUGCUAAGGAAAACUCCAGAACACCGACCUACCAUGAGUGCUGCCGAGCUGUUGAGACAUCAACAUUUGCAACCAUACCUCCUCUUGUGUCACAACCCUUCAUCUGCGUUUCUUCCUGUGAAGUCCCCAAGCAGAACGAAAGAGAAAACACGACCAUCACCUGGAAAAUCUAUCAGUCUGAGAGGUAGCAGAGACAGACAGUUGAAGCUAAAAGAGAAGAGAACUGUCCUUUACUUUGACGAAAGUGAUAACAUUCAGCCAAGAAACUUAUUUGACAAUUAUAACACGUUCCGAGCCAAACUUGACACUAAGAGAGUAGAUCCAACAAGCUACUCGGUUAGGAUCUCUCAAGAUAGUGAGGAUUCUAAAAGUGGGGAGAUGAGUGUGGCAGCUGUUUGCAAUGGAUAUGAUCAACAGGAGACUAUCUCACAAGCAGAAACUACGAUCACUCAAAGCUCGUCAAGUUCAAGGGCAAAAACAUGGUCCGAGGAACAAGAGCAUGUUUCUCCGGAGCAUGUUAGUCGAUUUGACGAGGGUGAUACGAAGAAUAACAAGACAAAAGAGCUUGAGGUGUUGAGCAGUCCACUGGACCAUGAGGAAGCAGAUAUAGUGGAAUGUAUGUCUGGAAAAUCUAGCAGAAUGACAUUGUCUGAUGGAAGAUUCAACGAUAAAACACGAUCCUUCGAUAAAGAAAGCACUUCAUCUAAUUCACAGUCGGCAAAACCAGAUCCAGAGGCAGUAUCAAGAUGCUGUGUUGCUGAAACUGAAAAUGGCAGCGAGUGUCGAGAAGUUGCUAUUGACUGCUUGUCAACUGAAAGCGAUGGUUCACUUCUACACAAAGACGAGCUAGAAAAGAAAGCAACUGCGGUUUAUGACACCAAACAGGCUAAGAAAGACGCUCUUCGAGCAUUGGAUGAUAAGGUUUCGCAGCUCAAGUCACCAGCCGUAUUAGCUAGUAAGGAGGACAAAGACGACUGGGUUAAUCCCACUGAACAAAGAGCUGAAGCUUUAGAGUCCCUUUUGGAGGUUUGUGCACGACUACUUAAGUAGGAAAAAAUCGAUGAGCUUGCUGGUGUGCUGAAACCAUUCGGGGAUGAUGGAAUGUCGUCUAGAGAAACAGCAAUCUGGUUGACAAAAAGUCGCAUGACUGCACAAAAGUUGUCUAAGGGGUUGUGAUGUUGCACAAAACCUGUCUUUUGACCUAUAGAACGAGCCUGUCUUACGUAAAUUAUCAAGUAUUGUUGGACUAAACUAUUCCUCGAGGCUUAACGUAGUUGAGCAUCCCUUAGUUUUGAUUCUAUUGUUGUAG